Messenger RNA from Phyllostomus discolor (pale spear-nosed bat), 1853 nucleotides. It is a transcript of the gene SMYD1, whose product is annotated as SET and MYND domain containing 1. Lineage: Eukaryota; Metazoa; Chordata; Mammalia; Chiroptera; Phyllostomidae. The record is from RefSeq and is a predicted model, not a curated record. Gene Ontology annotation, molecular function: histone H3K4 methyltransferase activity; protein binding. The transcript has 10 exons. The coding region runs from base 79 to 1551 and encodes 490 amino acids. Gene Ontology annotation, cellular component: nucleus.
AAAGUGCUAAAAUAGCAGCAACGACAAGAGCCUUGGCUUGGCUUUGAAUAUCUGCGGUGCUGCCUGAAAGAUUGUGAGAUGACAAUAGGGAAAAUGGAGAAUGUGGAGGUCUUCACUUCUGAAGGCAAAGGCAGGGGUCUGAAGGCCACUAAGGAGUUCUGGGCCGCAGAUGUCAUCUUUGCUGAGAGGGCUUAUUCUGCAGUGGUUUUUGACAGCCUCGUUAACUUUGUGUGCCACACCUGCUUCAAGAGGCAGGAGAAGCUCCACCACUGUGGGCAGUGCAAGUUUGCCCGUUACUGUGACCGCACCUGCCAGAAGGAUGCUUGGCUGAACCACAAAAAUGAGUGUUUGGCCAUUAAGAGACAUGGGAAGGUACCCAAUGAAAACAUCAGGCUGGCUGCACGUAUCAUGUGGCGGGUGGAGAGAGAGGGUACUGGGCUCACAGAGGGCUGCCUGGUCUCCGUGGAUGACCUACAGAACCAUGUGGAGAACUUCGGGGAAGAGGAGCAGAAGCAGCUGAGAGUGGACAUGGACACUUUCUUGCAGUACUGGCUGCCCCAGAGCCAGCAGUUCAGCAUGCAGUACAUCUCGCACAUCUUUGGCGUGAUUAACUGCAAUGGCUUCACGCUCAGUGAUCAGAGAGGCCUACAGGCAGUGGGCGUGGGCAUCUUCCCCAACCUGGGUCUGGUGAACCACGACUGCUGGCCCAACUGCACCGUCAUAUUUAACAAUGGCAAUCAUGAGGCAGUGAAAUCCAUGUUUCACACCCAGAUGAGAAUUGAGCUCCGGGCCCUGGGCAAGAUCUCAGAAGGAGAAGAACUGACGGUAUCCUAUAUCGACUUCCUUAAUGUCAGUGAAGAGCGCAAGAAGCAGCUGAAGAAGCAGUACUACUUUGACUGCACGUGUGAGCACUGCCAGAAAGGGCUGAAGGAUGACCUCUUCCUAGGGGUGAAAGAAGACCCAAAGCCCUCUCAGGACGCGGUGAAGGAGAUGACACAGUGCUCUAAGGAUACACUAGAAAAAAUUGACAAGGCUCGCUCUGAGGGCUUGUACCAUGAGGUUGUGAAAUUAUGCCGGGAGUGCCUGCAGAAGCAGGAGUCAGUGUUUUCUGACACCAAUAUCUACACGCUGAGGAUGCUGAGCAUUGUGUCAGAGGUCCUCUCCUACCUCCAGGCAUUUGAGGAGGCCUCGCACUACGCCAGCAGGAUGGUGGAUGGCUAUAUGAAGCUCUACCACCCCAACAACGCCCAACUGGGCAUGGCCGUGAUGCGGGCAGGGCUGACCAACUGGCAUGCUGGUAACAUCGAGGUGGGGCACGGUAUGAUCUGCAAAGCCUAUGCAAUUCUCCUGGUGACACACGGGCCCACCCACCCAAUUACCAAGGACUUAGAGGCCAUGCGGGUGCAGACGGAGAUGGAGCUGCGCCUGUUCCGCCAGAACGAGUUCAUGUACCACAAGAUGCGCGAGGCUGCCUUGAACAACCAGCCCAUGCAAGUCAUGGCUGAGCCCAGCAGUGAGCCAGCACCAUCUCUGUUCCAUAAGAAGCAAUGAGGACCUGCGUGGUGGAGGGGGCAUUGUGGCUGGGGGGCCAGGGAGACAUUUUGGAGGGAGUGGGGUUCUGGGGGGACCCUUGACAAGGAAGUCAGAGUAAUGCUCAACCUUGAUGCUAUGGGAAUGCACUGUCCUGUGUUCCCCUGUGUCAUUUUAGUUCAUUUCAACUCAGUUUAAUUCAAUUAACUCAUUCUAUGGCCACACUUAUCCUACAAAUAUUUAUUGGAUAGUGGACCUGAGAGAUAAUGAAGCUCUAAAAAUAGCUGGGGAGGCAAAAUGGAGACAAACAAAGUACUGAGUAA